Messenger RNA from Triticum turgidum subsp. durum (durum wheat), 1278 nucleotides. The record is from the annotation of a GenBank genome assembly. NCBI's taxonomy places the organism in Eukaryota, Viridiplantae, Streptophyta, Magnoliopsida, Poales, Poaceae.
AUGUUCAUCCAGUUUCUCAGCUCCCAGGAAGUGGCUUCUUCAUCCACCACCAUGGCUGCCAUAUGGGCUCUGGUCAUUAUCCACCUCCUUCUACUGCUCCCACUCCUGCGGUCCUCCAUUGUGUUCGAGCUCCACGGCGACGUCUAUCCUACUGGCCUCUUCUAUGUUACCAUGAACAUUGGGGAACCCGCAAAGCCCUACAACCUCGACGUCAACACGGGCAGCCCCCUCACGCGGCUGGAGUGUGACACCCCCCUCCAGAGCACUCACAAGGGGCCACACGAGGCGUACAGACCAACACCGACCAACGUGGUGCCAUGUGACGAUGAGCGAUGCGUGGCGGUGCACAAGGACCUCGGCCUCGCGCACGACUGCACUCAGAACCCAGACCAAUGCGACUAUGUGUUAGGUUGCAAGGACGGCGAGUCGUCCUUGGGCGUGCUCUUGACCGACCAGUUCUCCCUCCCCACCAACAAUGAGAACCGCCCCAACCUUGCCUUCGGCUGUGGGUACGACCAGGAAGGUGGGAAAGAGGCAGGCAAGAGCCCGGUGGAGGCAGACGGCGUCCUCGGGAUCGGCAAGGGGACGGGUGACCUUGUCUCCCAGCUAAAGCAACAAGGCAUAAUCGUUGACAAUAUCUUUGGCCAUUGCCUCGGCGUCCAUGGAGGGGGUUUCCUCUUCUUUGGGGGCGACAGGGUGCCCUCUGCCGGCGUAACCUGGGUUCCAAUGGCUCAGAAUGUCGGGAGCCACUACUCACCUGGCGCAGCAACACUGAACCUCAAUGUACAACUGGAAUACCCGGUAAGCAUGGAGCCAAUGACCACCAUGUUUGACAGCGGGAGCACCUACACCUAUGUUCAUAAGGACACAUAUGGUCGCCUUAUUGCAGCGGUGGGAGUCACUCUCGAGGGUUCAUCACUUACCAAGGUGGACGAUGAUGCGCUGCCUGAAUGCUGGGAAGAAACCGAGCCAAUUCAAUCUGUUGACGACGUCAAGAAUAAAUUCAAGCCACUUGAACUCACUUUCGGCCAUGGGGCUAACCAGGCCACCAUGGAGAUCCCUCCUGAAAACUAUAUUGUUGUCACGAAAACCGGGAAAGUGUGUCUGGGCAUCCUCAAUGGAUCACAGAUUGGUCUGGAUCGACUGAACCUAAUUGGAGGUAAUAUAAUGCAGAAUUAUAUCAUGAUGUACGAUAACGAGAGAGCACGAAUCGGAUGGGCCCGUGCGUUGUGUGAUGAAAUGCCAGGUCCCGAACCUCUCAUCGGGUCACGUCUCUGA